AAGAAAAUCUGAGGAUCCGGGUAACUUCUCAGGCCUUUUGCUUGGACUUCUCAACUUGAUUUGGGUGGUGCAGGUCUCUUUUCUCCAGAUCAUAUAGGAAUAAGCUGAGGCCUGGACCGGUCUUUCUGGAGGUGGUAGCUCAGGACUGGCUAGGAUUUCCGGGACAGGUUGAAUUUAGAGGGGAUGGUGGUGGUUUUUUGUUUUUUGGUUUUUUUUGGAGAUGGAGUCUCGCUCUGUCUCCCAUGCUGGAGUGCAGUGGCAUGAUCAUGGCUCACAGCAACUUCUGCCUCCUAGGUUCAAGCAAUUCUUGUGCCUCAGCCUCCCAAGUAGCUGGGACUAAAGGAGUGUGCCACCGGGCCUGGCUAAUUUUUGUAUUUUUAGUAGUGACGGGGUUUUGCCAUGUUGGCCAGGCUGGUCUUGAACUCCCAUCCUCAGGUGGUCCACCUGCCCCGGCCUUCCAAAGUGCUGGGAUUACAGGAAUGAGCCACUGCCCUGGUCGAAAGGAUGGUGUUCUGUGUUGAGGUCCUUCAUAAGCAAAGUCCCAGAGGCAGGUGUGAAUCUGGGCUUUUAGGCCUGACUGGAGUUAAGUGUGGAUGUUUGAGGGGGGGGGGUGUAGAUGUUGACCAAGUGGGGUAAGGAGGUGUGUGCAAAGUUGGUGGUCCUUCAGCGUCAGAUAUAUGUGUCAGAUGUGUGUCCAGGAUGCCCCACAUGCCAGCUUGCAGAGGGCUUCCUGUGCUGGGCUGGCAUGUGGUCCAGGAGUUGCCAUGUGCCAGCUGUGUGUUCGAGGCAUGCGGUCACAUGUGCUGUGGGCCGCACGUGAGUGUGUCAGUGUCUCCUCCCCAUCACGAGCAUCGGGGGUGGUGGUGAGUCACGGGCUCAGCCUUCGGCGCCAACUGUCAUGUUUCUUCCCCCCAAAUUUCACCCCCCACCCAGCCAUGCACCACCCACCCCCACUCCAAGAUCUGUGUCGCUUCUCUCUUCCAUCCCCCUGUCCUGCUCAGCUCCUUCUGAGAGGCUGCAGGGUGUUCCCUGGGAAGGAGUCUCCCACUUCUGGCUCUGCCCUCCAGCUUCCUCUCCUUGUCCCAUCCACCUUUCCCACUGCCUCUCUGCUCCUGUGACUAGAGAAUGAGGGCCCCUUCUCUCCACCCACUCAUCUCUGUGGGUCCCAAGGAUUUCUUUGUGCACUACAGGGAAUUCUCAUACUCACCACCCAUCCCCUCACCUCUAUAGGAGCUAUUUAUAUUGGGGGAGGCUUGCCCCACAUCUCCAGGCUGGCAGCUCCUGCCUCAGUGGCUCUCUUGUGUCUAUGAGCCACAUCCUUGUCUUUUUGGUACCCUGGUGUCUGUAGGCCUCCCUUGUUUCUGUGACCUUCUUCGGCUCUCCUUGGCUCUCUCCCUGCCCUGUGGACCGCUCCCCAUAUCUGAGGAGUGCUUUCUGUUUCCAGGGGCCUCUCUCUUGUGUCUCUGGCUUCUCCCAUUUUCCUUCGCGGGAGGUUUCUAUGUCCACAUUACUGCCCCUUGUCUCCGAGGUCCUUUUGCUUGUCUCUGUAGGCUGCUCCCUUGUCUCCAUGGGCCUUUCUUUCUUAUCCCUGGGCUUUUCCUGUCCUUGUCCUUGUGGGGUUUGUGGGCCUCGGCCCACUUCUCUGGACAGUCUUGACGGCUGUCUCUUUUCUCUUCAUUUCUCUUCAUCUCUGUAGCCCUCUCCCCUCAUCUCAGUGGCCUUCUCCCUGGGUCUUCUUGCCUCUCAUCUCUGUGGGCUCCUGUGCCCAGGGCUGCCUGGGCAGGGCGGUGGCAUGGUGUGGUAGAGGGGGUGGCUCAGGGGUGGGCCCUCCAUCCAAUGCAGCUCCUUCUUCUCAUCAGCAUUCUCCUCGUGGGGGGCCCCCAGCCCCAACCAAUACAGGCUCCCCCUCCCCCGACUCCCCUCCCUACUAGCUCUUUGCCUGCCUCCCUCCCUUCCUCCUGCCCGCCCUCCUCCCUGCCUCCCUCCCUCCCUCUUCUCUCUCUCCCGAACCACCCCCCCACGCUCCAGGACCCAGCGCAGGCGGCAGGCGGGCAGGCAGGCGGUGGCCUCGGAGGGGAGACUGAGCGGUGGCGGCAGCCAGCGGCGGGGAGGCAGGCCCAGCCGGGGACUGGAGCCGGCAGCGGCUUCUCCUCACAGGCGACCAGGAGUGUGUCGCCAGGCCCUCCCACUGAGGCCCACCACCGGGAGCCCCUGGGACACCCCACCCUCCUCCGCCUUUCUCUUCCACCUGCUCCUCUCCAUCCUCCUCUCCCUCCUCCCUAUCUCUCCACCUCAUUUGCCCCCUUCUCGGCCUCUCCGGGUCUCCCAGCUCUCCAUCCUCCCCAGCUCUCCACUCCCGGGCUCUCCCCGCCCCCAGCAUGCUUUUCCCGUGGGGGCUGAGGGCUUGAGGACUCCGGGCCCUUGCCUCAACCAGGGCAGGGCCCAGGCUCCAGGGGGGAGGGGGAAAGGGGGCGGCCCCCUCCCCCAGCAGGCCCUCCCCUCCCCCACUUCUCCUGAUGGCCGGCUUCCUUUUCUCCACCCAGUGCUCGCCCCCUGUGGCCCCCCCAGGCCGGCCCGGCUAGGGGAGGGGGCGGGGGCCCUUUCCUGGGCCAGCUUCCCCCUCCCCCGGCUUUGCUUGUGCCCCCCCCUUCCGUUUUCACCUUCCUCUCCUCCUUUCCUCCCUCCUUCCCAUCCAUUUGCUCCUUCCCCCUCUCCUCUCUCCCCUUCUCUCCUCCAUUUUCUCCUUUCCCCUUCCUCCCCUCCCCGGCCCGCCCUCUCCUCUUCCACCUGUCCUUCCUCCCUGCUCCUGUGGAGCCACCGUUUUGGAUUAGUUGGGAGCCACCACCGGCGGCGGGGGAGGGGGCCCUGUGGACUGCCCUCUCCCCCCGCCCAGCCCCACCGCCACCCAGCGCCAGAGCACCUCCCGCUGUCGGUCCUCGGGCCUCGAGGGAGCCCAGACCUCCGUCCCACCAGGAUCCGUGGCAAGUGGGGGCCGCGGCAGCUGCGUCCCCAUGAGGAGGGGAGGAAGAUGCCGGCUGAGCUGCUGCUGCUGCUGAUUGUUGCCUUCGCCAGCCCCAGCUGCCAGGUGCUCUCAUCACUGCGCAUGGCUGCAAUCCUGGAUGAUCAGACAGUGUGUGGCCGCGGCGAGCGUCUGGCCUUGGCCUUGGCCCGGGAGCAGAUCAACGGGAUCAUCGAGGUCCCAGCCAAGGCCCGAGUGGAAGUAGACAUCUUUGAGCUGCAGCGGGACAGCCAGUACGAGACCACGGACACCAUGUGUCAGAUCUUACCCAAAGGGGUUGUGUCUGUCCUUGGGCCCUCCUCUAGCCCAGCAUCUGCCUCCACCGUGAGCCAUAUCUGUGGAGAGAAGGAGAUCCCCCACAUCAAGGUGGGUCCCGAGGAGACACCCCGCCUUCAGUACCUUCGCUUCGCGUCUGUCAGCCUGUACCCCAGUAACGAGGAUGUCAGCUUGGCGGUCUCCCGAAUCCUCAAGUCCUUCAACUACCCCUCGGCCAGCCUCAUCUGCGCCAAGGCUGAGUGCCUGCUGCGAUUGGAGGAACUGGUGCGUGGCUUCCUCAUCUCCAAGGAGACGCUGUCAGUGAGGAUGUUGGACGACAGCCGGGACCCCACACCACUGCUCAAGGAGAUCCGUGAUGACAAGGUGUCCACCAUCAUCAUUGACGCCAACGCCUCCAUCUCCCACCUCAUCCUCCGUAAGGCCUCGGAACUGGGAAUGACCUCAGCGUUUUACAAGUACAUCCUCACCACCAUGGACUUCCCCAUCCUGCAUCUGGACGGUAUUGUGGAGGACUCCUCCAACAUCCUGGGCUUCUCCAUGUUCAACACGUCCCACCCCUUCUACCCUGAGUUUGUCCGCAGCCUCAACAUGUCCUGGAGGGAGAACUGUGAAGCCAGCACCUACCCAGGCCCUGCGCUGUCAGCUGCCCUGAUGUUUGACGCCGUGCACGUGGUGGUGAGCGCUGUCCGAGAGCUGAACCGCAGCCAGGAGAUUGGUGUGAAGCCUCUGGCCUGUACAUCGGCCAACAUUUGGCCCCACGGGACCAGCCUCAUGAACUACCUGCGCAUGGUAGAGUAUGAUGGGCUGACCGGGCGGGUUGAGUUCAACAGCAAAGGGCAGAGAACCAACUACACCCUGCGCAUCCUAGAAAAGUCCCGGCAGGGCCACCGUGAGAUUGGGGUGUGGUACUCUAACCGCACCCUGGCCAUGAAUGCCACCACCCUGGACAUCAACCUGUCGCAGACACUGGCCAACAAGACCCUGGUGGUCACAACCAUCCUGGAGAACCCAUACGUCAUGCGCCGGCCCAACUUCCAGGCCCUGUCGGGGAAUGAACGCUUCGAGGGCUUCUGCGUGGACAUGCUGCGGGAGCUGGCCGAGCUGCUGCGCUUCCGCUACCGCCUGCGGUUGGUGGAGGAUGGGCUGUACGGGGCGCCCGAGCCCAACGGCUCCUGGACGGGCAUGGUUGGCGAGCUCAUCAACCGGCAGAAGGCAGACCUGGCUGUGGCCGCCUUCACCAUCACAGCUGAGCGGGAGAAGGUCAUCGACUUUUCCAAGCCCUUUAUGACCCUGGGGAUCAGCAUCCUCUACCGAGUGCACAUGGGCCGCAAGCCUGGCUACUUCUCCUUCCUGGACCCCUUCUCCCCUGCUGUGUGGCUCUUCAUGCUUCUUGCCUACCUGGCUGUCAGCUGCGUCCUGUUUCUGGCUGCCAGGCUGAGCCCCUAUGAGUGGUAUAACCCGCACCCGUGCCUGCGGGCACGCCCCCACAUCCUGGAGAACCAGUACACGCUGGGCAACAGCCUGUGGUUUCCUGUGGGGGGCUUCAUGCAGCAGGGCUCGGAGAUCAUGCCCCGGGCGCUGUCCACGCGCUGUGUCAGCGGAGUCUGGUGGGCCUUCACCUUGAUCAUCAUCUCCUCCUACACGGCCAACCUGGCCGCCUUCCUCACCGUGCAGCGCAUGGAGGUGCCUGUGGAGUCGGCCGAUGACCUGGCAGAUCAGACCAACAUCGAGUAUGGCACCAUCCACGCCGGCUCCACCAUGACCUUCUUCCAGAAUUCACGGUACCAAACGUACCAGCGCAUGUGGAACUACAUGCAGUCGAAGCAGCCCAGCGUGUUCGUCAAGAGCACAGAAGAGGGCAUUGCCCGCGUCCUCAACUCCCGCUACGCCUUCCUGCUCGAGUCCACCAUGAACGAGUACCACCGGCGCCUCAACUGCAACCUCACCCAGAUCGGGGGACUCCUCGACACCAAGGGCUACGGCAUCGGCAUGCCACUGGGCUCCCCAUUCCGGGAUGAGAUCACACUGGCCAUCCUGCAGCUUCAGGAGAACAACCGGCUGGAGAUCCUGAAGCGCAAGUGGUGGGAGGGGGGCCGGUGCCCCAAGGAGGAGGACCAUCGAGCUAAAGGUUUGGGCAUGGAGAACAUUGGCGGCAUUUUUGUCGUGCUCAUCUGUGGCCUCAUCAUUGCUGUCUUCGUGGCGGUCAUGGAAUUCAUAUGGUCCACACGGAGGUCAGCUGAGUCCGAGGAGGUGUCGGUGUGCCAGGAGAUGCUGCAGGAGCUGCGCCACGCCGUUUCUUGCCGCAAGACGUCGCGUUCCCGCCGGCGCCGACGCCCGGGCGGCCCGAGCCGGGCCCUGCUGUCACUGCGCGCGGUCCGCGAGAUGCGCCUCAGCAACGGCAAGCUCUACUCGGCCGGCGCGGGCGGGGAUGCGGGCAGCGCGCACGGGGGCCCGCAGCGCCUCCUGGACGACCCGGGGCCCCCCAGCGGAGCCCGACCCGCCGCCCCCACCCCCUGCACCCACGUGCGCGUCUGCCAGGAGUGCCGGCGCAUCCAGGCGCUGCGGGCCUCGGGGGCCGGCGCGCCUCCGCGUGGCCUGGGCGCCCCCGCAGAAGCCACCAGCCCGCCCCGGCCGCGGCCUGGCCCCGCCGGCCCCCGGGAGCUGGCGGAGCACGAGUGACCACGGGCGGGGCUGUGCGGGCGCCCGGACUGACCGAAGGGACGGGGCCCGCCCCAGGCCCCAGCAGUCUCCGCUCCCGCAGCGGGCGCGGGACAGGACUUGUGCGCCGGCGCCCCGGACGCCGCGAUUUUGCCUUUGGUUCCCCGUGAAGUCCGAGGCCUGGCUCUGGAGCCCGCCUGCGCCCCCCAGUGGACUCGCGAGAGGGUGCCGCGGGCGAGAAGGGCGCAGGAACCGAGGACUCCAGGGGCUGGGGACUUCGGGGGCGGCUCUGGGAAGCGGAAAGCAGUCAGCGGAGAGGACCCCAUUCUGGGACUGCUCAGGCUCCCCAAGACUUGACGCAGCCCCCCACGCUUCUGGAGGUGGGGAGGGCCUCUGGACAGAUGGGUGUCCCCUGGUGCCCCUCCACUCUUCUCUUCCUCUCUUUUUUGGGGGGAGAAACCUCGGAAUUUCUAUGAGACCUCCCCCAGGGAGGGGGUCAGUUGGGCCCCCAUCCCUUCCCUUGCCACAUCGCAGCCCCUGUUGGAAUAAAAAAAAGAACAAAACCCCAGAACUGGG
This is a messenger RNA of Gorilla gorilla gorilla (western lowland gorilla), 6529 nucleotides long. RefSeq names its product glutamate ionotropic receptor kainate type subunit 5 (gene GRIK5). Lineage: Eukaryota; Metazoa; Chordata; Mammalia; Primates; Hominidae. Gene Ontology annotation, biological process: monoatomic ion transport. Gene Ontology annotation, cellular component: membrane. The record is from RefSeq and is a predicted model, not a curated record. Gene Ontology annotation, molecular function: ligand-gated monoatomic ion channel activity; signaling receptor activity. The transcript is spliced from 20 exons. Bases 3029 to 5974 code for a protein of 981 amino acids.